UCACAAGCUCCGGGGGAAGCAAAGGUUUCCCGAAAGUCAGCUGCGGCGGCCCCGGCGGACAGGACUGGCUCAGACCGCUCGCCAUUUUUCAACUUAUCCUUUGGGGAAUAAAAACCUUUAUUUAUCACUCAUAAGGCUUUUCAAUCUAACACAGAGGACAGCUCUCCAUGAUGAUGGAAAUGGAGGUUAUUCAUUCAAGUCAACAGGACAUGGACUUGAUUGACAUUCUGUGGAAUCAGGACAUUGAUCUUGGUGCCAGGCGGGAGGUGUUUGACAUCAACCACCGUCAGAAGGAGCAUGAGCUGCGGAAGCAGCUGCAGCUGGAGGAGGAGAAGAGGCUGCACUUGAUGCGGGAGCAAGAGAAGGCCCUGCUGGCGCAGCUGCAGUUGGACGAGGAAACAGGAGAGUACAUUCCCCGCCCGCCACCAAACGCCCCUGUGGAGCCGGCUGUCACACCUCUGGAGGUUACUCAGAAUGUGGGCUUCACUCAGGAGACAGGUGGCAGCAUGUCAUUUGAUGAGUGUUUGCAGCUGCUGGCAGAGACGUUUCCUGUAGAGCAAAAUCAGAGCCCCUCGGUUUGUCUGGACACGCCUCCUGUUUCAGUACCUGCCAGCAGCAACAUGAUGUCCCCCGAGCCGACGGCUCUGUCACCAGCUGCCCUCUCCUCAGGUCAGCUGACUCCGCCACAGAGGGUGUCUCCAGAUCUAGAGGAGGCCUGGAUGGAGCUUUUAUCCCUCCCUGAGCUGCAGCAAUGUCUGAACAUGCAAAUGGAAGACACGCUGCAGACCACUACAUACCCUCUGCCAACCAGCGCUGAAACACAGACUCCAAGCUACCCCGACUAUCCCCCUGUCCAAACUCCUAUUUUUAACCCCCUGACCAGCAUCAGUGAUGCCAAAACAAACAGUCUGAAUGUUGGCCCGGCAGAGUUUAUGAAUACAUUUGAUGGCUCCGUUCCCAGCAUGCCUUUGUUGGAUGCUUUCAGACAAAUAAAGGUGGACGCCCCCCAGCUGGAUACAAGCUUCAGUGGAGAAGAUUUUGGUGGAGUGUUUUAUCCUCCAACUGAGCAAGAGGAGUGCAGCAGUCAGCCAGGCCAAGAAGAAAGUAAAAGAAUGUGUGACUCUCCAAACAAAGUUGCCUUUGCGCACAUGGACCUUUACAGCCUUUCCCCUGGAGAUUCAGUCAACAGAAGCAAACAGAGCCUGACAGCAGAACACCUAGACUCAGAUUCGGGAUUCUCGACUAACGGAAGUCCAAAUGACAGGUCUGUGUACGGAAGCGGGUCGUUUGGUUGUAGUGAUUCAGAGAUGGACGAAAUGGAUCAGAACCCGGGCAGUGCAGAGUCUGACUACUCUGAGAUGUUUUCGUUGAAUUUUGAACCUGAACACUUUAUGGCGUCCAAUUCGGUCACGGAGCUAAGCAGACCGCCGCAGCAGCCAGAAAAGAAACCUAAACAGCGCGAGGGGGACCCGGCGGAGGAAAGCGGCAAUGAGGGCACUCCUUUCACCAAAGACAAAGCCAAAAAACGCUCUGAUGUGCGUCUCACUCGAGACGAGCAGAGGGCCAAGACCCUCAACAUCCCCUUCACUGUCGACAUGAUUAUCAACCUGCCAGUGGAUGACUUCAAUGAGCUGAUGUCCAAACACCAACUGAACGAAGCUCAGCUGGCCCUGGUCCGCGACAUCCGCCGCCGUGGCAAGAACAAGGUGGCGGCGCAGAACUGCCGCAAGCGCAAGAUGGAGAACAUCGUAGGCUUGGAGGGUGAACUGGACUCGCUAAAGGAGGAGCGAGACCGCCUGCUGAAUGAUAAGACCAAGAACAUGAAGAACCUGAAGGAGAUGAAGAAACAGCUGAACAGCUUGUACCUGGAGGUCUUCAGCAUGCUGAGAGAUGAGCACGGAAAUUCCUACUCUUCGUCAGACUACUCCCUGCAGCAGUCCACAGAUGGCAGCGUCUUCCUCGUCCCUCGCAUAAAAAAGACUUUUAAGAGCAAAGAAAACCACCCGUCUCCUUUGUAACCCGGUACUGCGUCAUAAUAGGAUACUAUGCAAUAACUUUGUAUUCACUCAGCUUUAAACUUUAGCAGCUUGACAGAACUGUUGUAGUUUCUGCUUACUCCUCUUGAAUGUUGCGAUGUUUUUUGAUAUUUUACUUUUAUACUCUUAUAUCCUUACAGAUUCUUUCACCAAUAUUUUGUAAAUACAAACAUUACUUGCUUUUCAGAUUAAGAAUGUUACUGUACCUGUGUAUGUAUAUAUAUAUAUUUGUGUGUAUGUAUAUAAAUAUAAAUAUAUUUCUGUAUACUCAUGAUUAAUGAAUUAUUUCUUUUAUAACUUACCUCUUGAUUGAAGCCCAGUUUUU
Molecule: messenger RNA, 2361 nt
Organism: Cyprinodon variegatus (sheepshead minnow)
Lineage: Eukaryota; Metazoa; Chordata; Actinopteri; Cyprinodontiformes; Cyprinodontidae
Product: nuclear factor erythroid 2-related factor 2-like
Exons: 5
Coding region: 168-2018 (616 amino acids)
Biological process (GO): regulation of transcription by RNA polymerase II; cellular response to oxidative stress
Cellular component (GO): nucleus
Molecular function (GO): DNA-binding transcription factor activity, RNA polymerase II-specific; RNA polymerase II cis-regulatory region sequence-specific DNA binding
Source: RefSeq, a predicted model, not a curated record